Botrytis deweyae is the source of this 741-nucleotide messenger RNA. RefSeq lists its product as uncharacterized. The transcript has a single exon. The record is from RefSeq and is a predicted model, not a curated record. The coding region runs from base 1 to 741 and encodes 246 amino acids. NCBI's taxonomy places the organism in Eukaryota, Fungi, Ascomycota, Leotiomycetes, Helotiales, Sclerotiniaceae.
AUGAGAGAAUGGACAAUCCACGGGAUGUUUGCGACUUACAAUGAUGCUGCUCGACGAAUUAAUGCUAUCAAGUUACAACUUAUGGGAGGCAGACCACUCCAUGAACCAAGACCCCAGCUCAUCACCUACCUCCCCAACGACGUAAAUAGAUAUUGGGAGAUUAUCGAAGAAGACAUGGAAGAAUAUUUAGGUCGCUAUAACUUCAAUAACCUUUCUAAUCACAUGGACUUCACCAACGCCAUGAGAUGGUAUUUCCAUGGUGGCAAAGAGGGCUUUGAGCUCAAAGCGAAAGAUAUCUAUAAUCCCAUUGCUAUCCACGUCCCAGGCACUCGCGAGGAAAUACCCCGGAUUGAAAAUGACCCGAGGAUGACCUUCGUGAUUCUUACGAAGAGAAAACGGAUGAUUGAGGGCAUGGAACUGUGGUAUGAGUGUCAAAAUCAACGAGAACAGCUCGAUCCAAAUCCUCAAGACGGUAACAAGUCUCAACUGGAGUUACAUGAGGAAAAAAUUAGGGCUCGUGAUUUGAAGGAUCUCGGCACUCUGUAUCUUACCUUAUUGCAUGGUUUGAAAACUCCCAUUCGCUGCACGAAUUUAGAUAAAAAUCCCUACAAAUCUGCAUGGAACUUGAAAGCACUUAAUAUCAGAGGGCAGCUCCAGGAUCUCUACGAAAUCCUAUCUGAGGAGUUAACAGAAUUGUAUGAAUUAUGCAAAAGAUGCGGGAUUGAGGAUCAAGGAUCAUGA